Messenger RNA from Seminavis robusta, 408 nucleotides. The record is from the annotation of a GenBank genome assembly. NCBI's taxonomy places the organism in Eukaryota, Bacillariophyta, Bacillariophyceae, Naviculales, Naviculaceae.
AUGAGCGACCCCAUGCGCAAAGUAAUGAAACUCUUCCUGGUCUUGGCCGAAGAAGACAAGACAAUGGAAGAAGUCCGCCCACUGGCCGAUGCACUCUUUCACGAUGAAUGCCGCAUGCAAGUCGAUGGCCAAGUCAUGCUGAACAAACCCCGUGUCAUGAAGGACAUGGAUUCACUCGUUCAGAACAACGUGACAAUGGAGCUCAUCAAGGUCGAAAAGGACGAAGUGGGCCUUGCCUACGAAUACAUGGUCAAAAAGCCUCGUGAAAAGGCACACAAAAUGCUCGCCUCGGCCAUGGUGCGGGAUGGGAAACUAUACCAUGUGGAAAUCAAGGAUGCUGCCCAACCCGCGGAUGUCAACAAGGAUCACGCGCGACGCGUCUCUGCUCCCGCAAUUCGCGGCUUCUGA